CACGCACGCGCGGUAGGGAGGGCGCGCGCGCGGGAGCGGCGACCCCAGGAAGGAGGUGCUGCCGCCGCCGCCGCCUCCACCGCCAUUGCGAGAGAGGGAGGGAGCGAGCGGGGCUGGUCCGCCCUCCCCCUAGUUCCCGCCCCUCCCCCCUUCCCCUCCCCAUCGCCCGCCCCCAGGGAGAGCCGCGGCGCGGCGGGAGGAGGAGGCGGAGGAGGGAGCCCGCGAGGGAGGGUCCGCCCGGCCCCCCGCCGCCGGAGCCGCCGCCGCCGCAGCCGCCGGAGCCGCCGCUGGACGAGGAUCAGGGGAACAUGGCGCCGGGGCCGCUGUCGACGCUGCCAGGAUCCUGGAGGCCGGGGCCGCGCUGAAGACGGCCAGCUGGAAGAAAUGUUGUCUAUUUGGUGAUGAGACGUGGUGAAAACUGACCUUAUACUGGUAUACAGCACUAUGGGACCUGACAUUUUCACUUCCUGGGCAGCCAGCCCCCACUGAUAAUGUUGGGAAGCCAUCUGGUCUACUGCAAAACACUAAUCUGAUCUCGGAAGUGGCUGAUUGUGGCAGGAUGUGUCGACAAUGAUGAUGGCAAGAAAGCAAGAUGUCCGCAUUCCCACCUACAACAUCAGUGUGGUGGGAUUGUCUGGGACAGAGAAGGAGAAGGGCCAGUGUGGCAUUGGGAAGUCUUGUCUGUGCAACCGCUUUGUGCGCCCGAGUGCUGAUGAGUUUCAUUUGGACCAUACCUCUGUCCUCAGCACCAGUGACUUUGGUGGGCGAGUGGUCAAUAAUGACCACUUUCUUUACUGGGGAGAAGUUAGCCGCUCCCUGGAGGAUUGUGUGGAAUGUAAGAUGCACAUUGUGGAGCAGACUGAAUUUAUCGAUGAUCAGACUUUUCAGCCUCAUCGAAGCACGGCCCUACAGCCCUAUAUCAAGAGAGCUGCUGCAACCAAGCUGGCAUCAGCUGAAAAACUCAUGUACUUUUGCACUGACCAGCUGGGGCUGGAGCAGGACUUUGAGCAAAAACAAAUGCCAGACGGAAAGCUGCUGAUUGAUGGUUUUCUUCUUGGUAUUGAUGUCAGCAGGGGCAUGAAUAGGAAUUUUGAUGACCAGCUCAAGUUUGUCUCCAAUCUCUACAAUCAGCUUGCAAAAACAAAAAAGCCCAUAGUGGUGGUCCUGACCAAGUGUGAUGAAGGUGUUGAGCGGUACAUUAGAGAUGCACAUACUUUUGCCUUAAGCAAAAAGAACCUCCAGGUUGUGGAGACCUCAGCAAGAUCCAAUGUAAAUGUGGACUUAGCUUUUAGCACCUUAGUGCAACUCAUUGAUAAAAGUCGGGGAAAGACAAAAAUCAUUCCUUAUUUUGAGGCUCUAAAGCAGCAGAGUCAGCAGAUAGCUACAGCAAAGGACAAAUAUGAGUGGCUGGUGAGUCGCAUUGUGAAAAACCACAAUGAGAAUUGGCAGAGUGUCAGCCGAAAGAUGCAGGCCUCUCCAGAGUACCAGGACUAUAUCUACCUGGAAGGGACUCAGAAAGCCAAGAAGCUAUUUCUACAGCACAUUCACCGCCUCAAGCACGAGCAUAUUGAGCGCAGGAGAAAGCUGUAUCUGGCAGCCCUGCCAUUAGCUUUCGAAGCUCUCAUAUCUAAUCUAGAUGAAAUUGACCACCUAAGCUGCAUAAAAGCCAAAAAGCUCUUAGAAACCAAGCCAGAAUUCUUGAAGUGGUUUGUUGUGCUUGAAGAGACACCAUGGGAUGCCACCAGCCACAUUGACAACAUGGAAAACGAACGGAUUCCCUUUGACUUAAUGGACACCGUCCCUGCAGAGCAGCUGUACGAGGCCCACUUAGAGAAGCUGAGGAACGAGAGGAAAAGAGCUGAGAUGAGAAGGGCAUUUAAAGAAAACCUGGAGACCUCUCCUUUCAUAACUCCUGGAAAGCCUUGGGAAGAAGCCCGUAGUUUUAUUAUGAAUGAAGAUUUCUACCAGUGGCUGGAAGAAUCUGUAUACAUGGAUAUUUAUGGCAAACACCAAAAGCAAAUUAUAGACAAAGCAAAAGAAGAGUUUCAGGAGUUGCUUUUGGAAUAUUCAGAAUUGUUUUAUGAGCUGGAACUGGAUGCUAAGCCCAGCAAGGAGAAGAUGGGUGUCAUUCAGGAUGUUCUGGGGGAGGAACAGCGAUUUAAAGCAUUACAAAAGCUCCAAGCAGAGCGUGAUGCCCUUAUUCUGAAGCACAUUCAUUUUGUGUACCACCCAACAAAGGAGACAUGCCCCAGCUGCCCAGCUUGUGUGGAUGCUAAGAUUGAGCACUUGGUUAGUUCUCGGUUUAUCCGACCGUCUGACCGGAAUCAGAAAAAUUCACUCUCUGACCCCAACAUUGAUAGAAUCAACUUGGUUAUCUUGGGCAAAGAUGGCCUUGCCCGAGAGUUGGCCAAUGAGAUUCGAGCUCUUUGUACAAAUGAUGACAAGUAUGUGAUAGAUGGUAAAAUGUAUGAGCUUUCCCUGAGGCCAAUAGAAGGGAAUGUCAGGCUUCCUGUGAACUCUUUCCAGACGCCAACAUUUCAGCCCCAUGGCUGUCUCUGCCUUUACAAUUCAAAGGAAUCGUUAUCCUAUGUAGUGGAGAGUAUAGAGAAAAGUAGAGAGUCCACACUUGGCAGGCGAGAAAAUCAUUUAGUCCAUCUCCCCCUGACAUUAAUUUUGGUUAACAAGAGAGGAGACACCAGUGGAGAGACCCUGCACAGCUUAAUACAACAAGGUCAGCAAAUUGCUAGCAAGCUUCAGUGUGUCUUUCUUGACCCUGCUUCUGCUGGCAUUGGUUACGGACGUAACAUUAAUGAAAAGCAAAUUAGUCAAGUUUUGAAGGGACUCCUGGACUCUAAGCGUAACUUAAACCUGGUCAGUUCUACUGCUAGCAUUAAAGAUUUGGCUGAUGUUGAUCUGCGAAUUGUUAUGUGUCUUAUGUGUGGAGAUCCUUUUAGUGCAGAUGACAUACUCUUUCCUGUCCUUCAGUCCCAAACCUGUAAGUCUUCCCAUUGUGGAAGCAACAACUCUGUUUUACUUGAACUACCAAUCGGACUACACAAGAAGCGCAUUGAACUGUCUAUUCUUUCAUACCAUUCCUCGUUUAGCAUCAGAAAGAGCCGGUUGGUUCAUGGGUACAUUGUUUUUUAUUCAGCAAAACGUAAGGCCUCCUUGGCUAUGUUACGUGCCUUUCUUAGUGAAGUGCAGGAUAUUAUCCCCGUUCAACUUGUAGCACUCACUGAUGGCGCUAUAGACGUCCUCGACAAUGACUUAAGUCGGGAACAGCUAACUGAGGGGGAGGAGAUUGCUCAAGAUAUUGAUGGAAGGUUCACAAGCAUCCCCUGUAGCCAACCCCAGCAUAAACUUGAGAUCUUUCACCCAUUUUUUAAAGAUGUGGUGGAGAAAAAGAACAUAAUCGAGGCUACUCAUAUGUACGAUAAUGCUGCCGAGGCAUGUAGUACGACAGAAGAGGUGUUUAACUCCCCCCGGGCAGGAUCUCCGCUCUGCAACUCAAACCUGCAGGAUUCGGAAGAGGAUGUUGAGCCCCCAUCUUACAGCCUGUUCCGAGAAGACACAUCACUGCCCUCUCUGUCCAAAGACCAUUCUAAGCUCUCUAUGGAACUGGAGGGAAAUGAUGGGUUGUCUUUCAUCAUGAGCAAUUUUGAGAGUAAACUGAACAACAAAGUACCUCCACCAGUCAAACCAAAGCCUCCUGUCCAUUUUGAGAUUACAAAAGGGGAUCUAUCUUAUUUAGAUCAAGGCCAUAGGGAUGGACAGAGAAAGUCUGUGUCUUCUAGUCCCUGGCUGCCUCAGGAUGGGUUUGAUCCUUCUGACUAUGCUGAACCCAUGGAUGCUGUGGUCAAGCCAAGGAAUGAAGAAGAAAACAUAUACUCUGUGCCCCAUGAUAGCACCCAAGGGAAAAUCAUUACCAUUCGGAAUAUCAACAAAGCCCAGUCCAAUGGCAGUGGGAAUGGAUCUGACAGUGAAAUGGAUACCAGCUCUUUAGAGCGAGGCCGCAAAGUGUCCAUUGUGAGCAAGCCAGUGCUGUACAGGACGAGAUGCACCCGGCUGGGGAGAUUUGCUAGUUACCGAACCAGCUUCAGCGUGGGGAGUGAUGAUGAGCUGGGGCCCAUCAGGAAGAAAGAGGAGGAUCAGGCAUCCCAGGGUUAUAAAGGGGACAAUGCUGUCAUUCCAUAUGAAACAGACGAAGACCCAAGGAGGAGGAAUAUUCUUCGCAGUCUAAGGAGGAACACUAAGAAACCAAAACCCAAAUCCCGGCCAUCCAUCACAAAGGCAACCUGGGAGAGUAACUAUUUUGGAGUGCCCUUAACAACUGUCGUGACUCCAGAGAAGCCAAUCCCCGUUUUUAUUGAAAGAUGUAUUGAGUACAUUGAAGCCACAGGAUUGAGCACAGAAGGCAUCUACCGUGUCAGCGGGAACAAGUCGGAGAUGGAGAGUCUGCAGAGACAGUUUGAUCAAGAUCAUAACCUGGACUUGGCAGAGAAAGACUUUACAGUGAACACUGUGGCCGGUGCCAUGAAGAGCUUUUUCUCAGAACUGCCAGACCCCCUGGUUCCAUACAGCAUGCAGAUUGAUUUGGUGGAAGCGCACAAAAUCAACGACCGGGAGCAGAAGUUACAUGCCCUUAAGGAGGUAUUAAAGAAAUUUCCAAAGGAAAACCAUGAAGUCUUCAAAUAUGUCAUCUCUCACCUAAACAAAGUCAGCCACAACAACAAGGUGAAUCUCAUGACCAGCGAGAACCUCUCCAUCUGCUUCUGGCCCACCUUGAUGAGACCCGACUUUAGCACCAUGGAUGCGCUCACGGCCACACGCACCUACCAGACAAUCAUUGAACUCUUCAUCCAGCAGUGCCCCUUCUUCUUCUACAAUCGUCCCAUCAGUGAGCCUCCUGGCGCCGUGCCCAGCUCCCCCUCGACCGUGGCUUCCACUGUCCCCUUCCUCACCUCCACACCUGUCACAAGUCAGCCAUCACCGCCCCAGUCCCCUCCACCCACCCCUCAGUCCCCAAUGCAGCCACUGCUCCCCUCCCAGCUUCAAGCUGAACACACGCUGUGAGCCACCAAGGCCUGGGGCGAAAGGAGAACUGGUCGCUAUUUGACUAGGUGGCAUUUGGCCUUGAACAAAACCAAGUCCACUGGGGCAGAGGCAGGGGAGUGUCCCUCUCCCCUACCACCUUCUCAAGACCUCAGCAGUGGCACCAGCCAAUGGUUUACCCCAGGCUUAGCUGUCAGGCCCUGAGCCCAGCACUACCGACCUGGGGCUACCUGUAGGCAGCAGCCGUGAGGCCCUGCCCUUUGACUUGGACCCCUUUAAGGACUGAACUAGUCAGGCAGCAGCCCAGUCCCCUCCACACGUUCCCUGCUCCCUGGACCACUUCCCCCUCCUGCCCGCCUGUCUACGCACACCAGCCUCAGGGCGCCUGCCCCCUGCUUGUACAGAGCCCAUUAUUGAGACAGUGCCCUAGCCUUUGCUAGGGGAGAAGAAUGUUCUGAGAUUCAGGCCUGCCCCGGGGCAGGCUGGCAACCCCUGAAGAGAACACAUCCCGUCCAUUUUGUCCACCUUCCAUAUCUGCACACACACACCUGGAUUGUGGACAGGGGCACAAGGACAGCCUGGCUAGCAAUCUCGGGAACACAUAGGCCAUGGCUCUGCCACCCCAGGGCACAUCCAUGCUGAGGCCAUUUGCCUGGCAGAUCAGAACGUCGGGAGGAUAGCUUUGUGCUCAGAUCAAGAGAGUGCAACUUCUCCACCCCACUCCUCCCACUUCACGGGCUGCCGGAUACAUUCCCUUUAAAACAAAGGAACACUGGAAGAAAAAUGGAAAAAUCCCUCCAAUAAUUAAGAGAAAAAGGAAGAAACUACAGGAAGAAAACUACAGACCUCAAGAUUUCACUUUCCUCCCACCUCUGCUGGGAGACUAACAGUGGAGGUAGCUCUUGUCUUUGUAACAGCAAAACAAGGAUUCCCAGGACAGUAGCCUGAGAGCCUGUUGGGGUCCCACUUAGGUCCUGUCACCAGAUCCCCCUUUCCCCAAGAAGACGGUUCAAGCUCUUGGUAGGGAGAGCUGGGCAGACCAGCCUCGAUCCUGGGCUGCUCCACAACACACUACAUUGCUAUAAAAACACUACUCUUAUGUGCGUGCACGUGUAUGUAGGGGUGGGAAUAGCUGGAGGGUGCCAGGUGCACUUGGGGUUUGGGUUAGUGUUUGGUGUUGAAGUGGAAUCAUUUCAUCCGAGGCUGUGGAAUGCUGCCAACAGUGGUGUCUGCAGGAUGUGGGCCAGAUGGGGGGUACUUUGAAGGAAUGACAGCCUGCUGGUGCCCUUGCAGGGUCAUCCUUCAUGAUCCUGGGGCCAGCAGGGCCCAGAGAAGCUCAGUACACAGAGGCACCAAUCCUGCCUGUUACCACCAUUUGCCCUGGCCUGGCCUUUCUACUCACCCCACCUCUGCCCCCAAGCACAGCAGCCCUGCUAGGCUGCUGCAAACAGUGGCUGCCCCUACUCCCGAAGUUUUCAUCCUCGUGGCUGGGCCAUGGCCUCUGCAGCCAGGAAGCCUGACACUAAGGUACCCUGGGUGUCGGAGGAGUGGGGUAGAGAGGGCCCCACACCACGCAGUUCUCGGGUCUCAUUGCACUUUAAGAAACUGCAUCUGUGGUAUGUUCCCAGGGGGCCCAACAAAAUAGUAGAUGCCUCCAGACAGUGUCCUGCCGCCCCCAGACUAAAUGCUUCCCUUUGGCUGUUGAAGGGUGGAGUGGGCCCUGUUGCUCACUGAGUUCUUCUCGUUAAGGAUAAGCUGGCUGUCUUACUGUCUCUCCUUCUUGAUGGAAAAAUAAGGUGCAGGGAAACACUGAAUUACCCCUGCAAGUUUUACCACCUCUUAAAGAAUACAAAUCAAAAAACAAGCCCAAGGUACAUACGUAUUUAUGUAAAUGUUGGGUGAUGGCUCUUUUUUUCCCCUUCUGCUGGAUCUGUACCUGGUGCCCCAGGGUUGGCUGGAAGGUGAUGUUUCGACUGAGGUUGGUAGACACUUCUCUGGCUGUUGAACUCCCCCAGCCCUGAGCCCCAGGCAGAUAAGGAAAUUGCUCCUUUAAUUAAUCCCUCUGCCUUUUUCUAGGUCAUGUUCAUCCAGUCCGCUCUUCAAGGAAUUGGAAAUAGAACAGAAACCAUGGGGGUGGCCUGGGGCCAUCUCAUGUAAACAGAAGUAAAAAGUAGCCCAUCUCCUCCCACUGCUAAGUCUUAACACAGCCCCACCUUUGUGCUCUCAUCUGUGAGACUGCACAGCCAUGUGCAUCGUUGGUGGUUUCUCCCAGUUGGGGGUGGGGGAACAGGAAGAGGCAGUGAGGAGGAAUACCUGUGCUUUGUACUCUCACCUUUGCAAAAGUACCAGAAACCAGGCUUAGUUGUGGGGGGGGGGGUACCUCCAGCCCCACAGUGCUCCCUGCCAAUCAGUGUGGGCAGCAGCCAAGGCCUCUUCACACACCGUCCACCUGCCUCAGGUCCUCUGAGGGCUUUAGAGGUGGGCAGAUGGAGACUGUGGUGGCUCAUGCCCCAAGAGGGCCACCAUUCCACAAAGCUCCAAGGGUUCCUCUUAUUUCUGUUUGCUAACUCUUCAGCCUCUUAUUUUCUGCUCCAUUUUAUUUGAGUGGGCAUUGCCAGUACUGGCAGUACUGGGCCCUGAAUUUCACCUUCCAGUCAAGGUAGCAUUCAGACCAUAUGGGCACUCGGACAGGACCCACAAAGGAAAAAGCACCUGGAGGUUUGUUGGGACAUACUGACCUUAAACAGAAUGCUGUCUAGCCCUUGCUUUCACCCAGGGCUUUAAGCUCUGGGAAGUGCUUUCACAGAUGAUUCUUGCGUGAGCUGCACAUAGCUCUCAGGAGUGGGUGGCAGGCAUCUCCUUGUCCAAAAUGGGUAAGCUGUGCACCCCUGCCCAGCAAGAGUGUAGACACUAUGUUCGAUAGAAAUGAACAGCCCUUGAUGGUAAGCUUAAGACAUUCUGGUUUAGUGACAUCUGAUGCCUAUACAGAGGGAGAUGACCCAAGGUUAGGUGGCCUGGCUCAUGAAUUUGCAUGGAAUUCCUGGCUUGUGUCUCCACGUUUAUCUGCAUUCUGUCACGCCUCUCUUCCCAUUGCUUGACACUGCAAGGAGAUCAGGAGAGACUUGGUGCUUCUGCUUCCUGUGCUCUCCCCACCCAGCCCCUUGGUUUUUCUUCCUGCCUAAGGCAGGAAGCAUGCUGCUGGGUGAGACUCUUCUGGUAUAAUGUGUUUGUCUUUGCCACAGCGGACAGAGGGUGACAUCAUGGGAGCAGCUCGCUGGCCAGAAGGGAAUGGGGGCUCACCCUCCCUCCCCUUCCCUGUGCCUCAGCGCCUCCUGGUCUUGGGGGAGGGAGGCCUUGAGGCUAGAGUCCCCUCAGCAUAGACUCCCCUAAGUCACUAGACAUUUUGGCCUCACACACACCCUCAAAACUUGACAGCGGACUAUCUGCAGCAUCUUGUCAUCAAGUCAUCUUUAGCUGUGCUCCUCUCCCCUCCCCUCCAGUGAGAAGAACCGCACUGCACUGGGGCAUCGGCUAGAAAAAGUACGUGCGGUGGUCUAGGAAGGCUUCUGCCACAGAGAGCUGGUUUUGUGAGUGGCUUUUUUGCAAGGGGGAAGCUGUAGGGAUUUGGGUAAGUUGCCGGGGGACCAGGGUCACUAGCUCCAUAAUUCUCACGUACACUAGUAGGGGUGGUAUCCCUAGGUCUGUGUCCAGGUCAAAAGUGGCAUAGAAAAGGGCUGGGACAGGGGUGGCCUUUGACCUUGGCCUGGAGGGGGCGUACAGCUUGUGGAGCACUGCUUGGGAGCAUUGCUGACUGCAUGCAGUGGGCCAAGGAGCCCCCUGUGCACCUGUUGCUUGGCAGCGUUUAGGUAAGGGAGGAUGAACUCGGUCACCUCCAGGACUGUGCUAACUUGGAAAAGGCCUGCCUUGGGGCCUAGGGGAUGGGCUCAGGGAAGGCCUUCUCUAAGGUCCUGUGGAGUGGAUUCUUCCCUUCUCCCAGAGCCAUCUCAGCAACCGCCUGCCUGUGGGCUCCUUCCCAGCAGACCCCGCUGGCAGACUCAGACACAGCAGUGAUGCUACACUUUCAGUGUACUGGUGACAGGGCGUAAGUUAUUGUUUGCAUUAAAAAGAAUCAUGUCCCUGUGUACAUUUUAAAAAGAAAUGUUUCAGAAUUGUAUGGGAAUAAAACUUGUUUGAAAAUUUGGAAUAGUGCUGCUGCCAGCUUAUUUUUCUGGUACUUGUAUUUUCACAUGUUAAAUGAUCUUUAUAUAUGUUGAAUUAACAAAUAUUUUGAGUUUCCUAAGAAAAACAAAAACAUAUUAAUGGUAUUGAAAUGUGUUAGUAGUCUGGCUGUGUGCCCAAAAUUCUGUUUCACAGCAAAAGUGACGAACUGUAUGUAAGAAAGUAUAACAGUUAUUUCUUUGUAUUUUAGGGGCUUUAACCAGAACAUCCUCUAGUUGGUCUUAGGAAUGUUUGCUUAAUUUCCAGACUUCUUUUUUUAAACACAUCGUGGGAUUUUUGAGGCUCCAACCUGAUUAGUGCAUGGUCAGCCCUCAGUAAGGCUGAGGCAUCUCUGAUGGAGGUGUUUUUGUUUGGUUUUGUUUUUUAAAAUCAUGUAUUUGCUACAAAGUAUUGUACUUGUCUCAAUGGGAAUGGUGUAAAAAACUGAAAAGGCCUUAUGUGACAUGUAUCAUAGUUAAUAAAUCAAUCUUGUAAAAAAGCAAA
Messenger RNA from Cynocephalus volans (Philippine flying lemur), 9774 nucleotides. It is a transcript of the gene ARHGAP35, whose product is annotated as Rho GTPase activating protein 35. Gene Ontology annotation, cellular component: cytosol. The transcript is spliced from 7 exons. Gene Ontology annotation, molecular function: GTPase activity; GTP binding; GTPase activator activity. The coding region runs from base 571 to 5073 and encodes 1500 amino acids. Gene Ontology annotation, biological process: Rho protein signal transduction; regulation of cell size; regulation of axonogenesis. The record is from RefSeq and is a predicted model, not a curated record. NCBI's taxonomy places the organism in Eukaryota, Metazoa, Chordata, Mammalia, Dermoptera, Cynocephalidae.